Messenger RNA from Abrus precatorius (Indian licorice), 3011 nucleotides. Its product is annotated as SWI/SNF complex subunit SWI3C. Bases 239 to 2602 code for a protein of 787 amino acids. The transcript is spliced from 9 exons. Gene Ontology annotation, molecular function: zinc ion binding; protein binding. The record is from RefSeq and is a predicted model, not a curated record. Lineage: Eukaryota; Viridiplantae; Streptophyta; Magnoliopsida; Fabales; Fabaceae.
GUAACAUCCGCAGAAACGCACAUCAACACUGUUUUUGCCCCAAACCCAAACCAAAUUUGCCUCACACAUCACACAAAAGGGUUGAAAGAGAGAGAGGAGAGGGAGAGAGAGAGAGAGAGAUCGAUCCUCAAACUCAAAAAAAUUUCUGCCAACAACAAUCAGAACCCUUUGCGCCAAUCAACGACCCCACAAUCAAAAAUUUCUCUCCCUCCCUUAAACCCCUCUCUCUCUUCUUGCCAUGCCAGCUUCUCCUUCAGAGAACCGAACCCGAUGGAGGAAGCGCAAGAGAGAAUCCCAAAUCAACCGGCGCCACCAGAAGCACGACGACGACGAGGAGGAGGAAGAAGAAAACCCCAAUGCCGACGAAGACCGCGACUACGAUUCCGAGGAACAAACCCACCAUAACCCCAACAACCACACUAAUUCCCAACAGCAUCCCGAGAUUGAGGUUCUCUCUGACCACGCUGUUCAGAUUUCGCAGUUCCCACUCGUGAUUAAGCGUUCCGUCAAUCGUCCACAUUCCUCUGUUACUUCAAUUGUGGCUUUGGAGCGAGCCCUAGAAUCUGGAGAUAACAAGGCUCAGCUUCAUAACCCUCCGUUUCUGGAGAAUGUGUCUCAUGGUCAGCUUCAAGCGCUUUCUACUGUGCCCUCUGAUAGCGCCGCUUUUGAUCAGGACCGUUCAGAUUCCUCUUAUGUUAUCACUCCUCCUCCAAUUUUGGAAGGUCGUGGCGUUGUUAAGCGUUUUGGAAAUAAGACUCUUGUAGUUCCAAUGCAUUCAGAUUGGUUUUCGCCAGCCACAGUGCAUAGAUUGGAGAGACAAGCAGUGCCUCAUUUCUUUUCUGGAAAAUCUCAGGAUCAUACUCCUGAGAAGUACAUGGAGUGUAGGAACUAUAUUGUUGCAUUGCACAUGGAGGAUCCAGGAAAGAGGAUUAUGGUCUCUGAUUGCCAGGGUUUGGUGGCUGGAGUUGAUGUUGAAGAUUUGACUCGAAUUGUCAGGUUCCUUGAUCACUGGGGAAUCAUCAAUUACUGUGUUCGGAUACCGAGUAAUGAGCCUCCGAAUCCCGUGUCCUGCCUGAGGGAGGAGCCAGGUGGAGAGGUCCGUUUGCCAUCGGAGGCAUUAAAAUCGAUUGACAGUUUGAUCAAAUUUGACAAACCCAAUUGCAAGCUGAAAGCAGACGAAAUUUAUUCAUCGUUGGCAGCGCAAAAUGCCAAUGUCUCUGAUCUGGAGGACAGAAUAAGAGAGCAUCUAUCUGAAAAUCAUUGCAAUUAUUGUUCUCGUCCUCUUCCCGUUGUAUACUAUCAGUCUCAAAAAGAGGUUGAUAUUUUACUCUGCACUGAUUGCUUUCAUGAUGGGAGAUUUGUCGUUGGUCAUUCAAGUAUAGAUUUUAUGAGGGUCGAUUCAACAAGGGAUUAUGGUGAACUAGAUGGAGAUAAUUGGACUGAUCAAGAAACUUUGCUGCUGCUUGAAGCAAUGGAAAUUUACAAUGAAAAUUGGAAUGAAAUUGCUGAGUAUGUUGGUACCAAGUCAAAAGCACAGUGCAUUCUUCAUUUUCUCCGUCUACCCAUGGAAGAUGGGAAAUUGGAAAAUAUCAAUGUUCCAAGCAUGUCUUCUUCAUCCAGUGUGAUGAAUAGAGAUGAUAGUGGAAGACUGCAUUGUUACUCAAACGGAGAUACUGCAGGACCUUUCCAUCAAAUCAGAGAUUCUAACAGCCGGCUUCCUUUUGCUAAUUCUGGAAAUCCUGUAAUGGCUCUGGUUGCCUUUUUAGCCUCUGCUGUUGGACCAAGAGUAGCUGCUUCUUGUGCCCAUGCAGCAUUAGCAGUAUUGUCAGAGGAUAAUUCUGGCAGCACAUCUCAGAUGGAAGCACCAGGACACGAUAAUAGGACAAAUCCAGAAACCAUACAUUGUCGAGAUGGUGGGCCUAGAGGAGAAACAGCAACAUCGAACAAUCAUAUUGAGGAUAAGGCAAAAGUAAUUGGUUCAUGGGGUCAAAAUGAGGGUAGGACAACCCCUCUUUCUGCUGAGAAAGUUGAAGAUGCUGCUAAAGCAGGCCUCUCUGCUGCAGCAAUGAAAGCUAAAUUAUUUGCUGAUCAUGAAGAACGAGAAAUUCAGAGGUUAUGUGCUAAUAUUGUUAAUCAUCAGUUGAAAAGAUUGGAAUUGAAGCUGAAACAGUUUGCAGAAAUUGAAACAUUGUUGAUGAAAGAAUGUGAACAAAUGGAGAGAACAAAGCAGAGGUUUGCUGGUGAACGGUCCCGCAUAAUAUCGGCACGUCUUGGAAAUACAGGAGCCACACCCUCAAUGAACGCAUCUGGUGUUGGUCCUUCAAUGGCUAGUAAUGGCAACAAUAGGCAACAAAUGAUCUCUGCUUCUUCCUCACAGCCCAGCAUCUCGGGGUAUGGCAACAACCAACCAGUUCAUCCACAUAUGUCCUUUGCCCCACGACCUUCAAUGUUUGGAUUGGGACAAAGAUUGCCCCUAUCUAUGAUACAGCAGUCGCAAUCAGCUUCUUCAAGUGCCAUGUUCAAUGCCCCUAGUAAUGUGCAGUCCACUACCAAUCAUCCAUUGUUGAGGCCUGUAUCAGGAACUAACUCUGGUUUAGGUUAAUUAGGGGAGUAGAUGUAAGUUUUGAAACUUCGAAGGUGUAAUUGUAUUUGGUCUUUGAUUUCAGAAGUAAGGAGGAAGUUAGGUGGAUGUGCCAAAAAAGUUAUUGAUUGUGAAACUGUUGCUUAAAGGAAAUAAGUAGCAUUUGAUGUUUCAUAAUUCUUGUUUCUUUCUUGUGGUCUUUAGGUACCUACUUUGAAAAUUUAUUAAGUGGCACUAAUCUUGUUUAGUCAGAUUACAAUAAAAAGAUACUUGGAUGAAUAAGGACCACACGCUAUGCUGACUUUUUGUCUUCACUGCUCGUGCUGUUUCUUGCAGUCCACGUUACUUGGUUUUGUAUCUAUUGUGCGGUUUGUCUCCUCUACUGUUCUCUGGUUUUAGCCAGUGUCCCGCAUUUGUCUGCAAAUAAGUU